Molecule: messenger RNA, 451 nt
Organism: Phialemonium atrogriseum
Lineage: Eukaryota; Fungi; Ascomycota; Sordariomycetes; Cephalothecales; Cephalothecaceae
Exons: 2
Coding region: 94-429 (111 amino acids)
Source: RefSeq, a predicted model, not a curated record
CUUGAACAUCUUCACCCAAGACACGGUCUGGUCCUCUAAUUGCAUACUUUCUCUUCCACUCUUAUCCGAAAGUUCCAGAUCUAAUACGCAGCCAUGCCAUUUGAAUACUCUGGCAGUAACAAGCCACCCCUGCCGCCUCCAGGGACGACACAGCCAAUUGCCAUAACAUCGAGUUCUUCCCCAGGAGUUCAUCGCGACGCUGUCCCACCUGUCAAUCCUUCCAGCAGGGGCGUGACGGGACAGCCAUCGACAGCCGAGUCGACAAGUUUUGGAUACAGCAGAGACCCCGGUGCCAAGGCAGGCCAAUUCACAGGUGCUGCUGGCAGUAGCACGUCUACACAGCCGUCUGAAGCCAAAGCCCCAUUGUUUGCAUACAACAGGGGUCCAGGCACGACCACAACCCAGCAGCCAGUGCCGAAGGCUCGCUGAAUUCAUCUAGACCAUCCUCAAU